Messenger RNA from Hyaena hyaena (striped hyena), 2805 nucleotides. It is a transcript of the gene THAP8, whose product is annotated as THAP domain containing 8. The transcript is spliced from 4 exons. The coding region runs from base 265 to 855 and encodes 196 amino acids. The record is from RefSeq and is a predicted model, not a curated record. Lineage: Eukaryota; Metazoa; Chordata; Mammalia; Carnivora; Hyaenidae.
GCUCCGAACUGCUCCAACACUGCGGGCCGACUGGGCGCUGACAACCGCCCUGUGAGCUUCUACAAGUUGUCAUCAUCUGUUGCUGAGACAUUGUGAGAGCUGCUUCCUGGCUUCCCUGCCUCCACUCUUGUGCCCCUUACAAGAACAACUUACUUGGAGAGCACUUACGAUAUGCCAGGCACUGUUCAAGCGCUCCGCAUAUAAUAAUGAGAAGAAUAACGACAACUGUACAGAGUAACCAGAUGACAUUAUAAAGAUCGGUUCAUGUUCCCACUGAAGGACGGCCCCCGACUGCAGGCCUGGCUGCGGCACAUGGGCCACGAGGACUGGGUACCCAGCUGCCACCAGCACCUGUGCAGCGAGCACUUCACGCCCUCCUGCUUCCAGUGGCGCUGGGGUGUGCGCUACCUGCGGCCUGAUGCCGUGCCUUCCAUUUUCUCCCCGGCAUCGCCUACUGAGAAGCAGCAGAGUUCCCUAAGCACCGAGAAGCCAGUCGUGUCUCCCUCCCCACCAGACACCACGCCCCUGUCCCCAGGCCCAGCUGUCUCAGUCCCUGGCCCCGUGCACCUCGCGGUACUAGGGCCGGCACCCAGAGGCCCCGAGGCCCCGGCCACCAUGUUCCUGACCCCCGUGCCCCUUCCGCCUGCUCCUGCCAGGCCACAGCCUGGAGUCCGGGCCCGGCCCCCCCUGGCCGGGCUGGGCGCCGUCCUGGGAGCACUGCAGCGGCGCGUGUGGAGGCUGCAGCGGCGCCAGGAGCAGCACCAGGUGCAGCUGCGGGCCCUGGAACAGCUGGCGCGGCAGCUGUGCAAGGAGAGCCUGCCAGCUGGGCACGCCAGGGCCUGCUCUGCCCGGUGAGUGCGGCCCCCUGGCCCCCAUGGCAUACGUAUUUCCAUUUAAAAGUCAGAACGUUUCACUCAUGUUUCCACAUUUCUGGCUUUUCUUCAAAAAAAAAAAAAAAAAAGUCGGUUGCAAUGCCUACCACCUGUUGAUCAGAGCAAGGUAAUAUGUUAAUAAUAUUUAAGGGAGCCUUUAUGCUCUGCCAGACAGAGUUAAUAACGUAUUGAAAACUCACUGUGACCUUGACACUGCGGCUAUCCCCAUUUUUCAGAUGAAAGAUCAGGCACAAAUCUUGCCCAAAGUCAAGCAGCCAGUAAGUUGCAUAACCUCGAUUCAAACUGUGAGAGAGCUCCUGACUGGCCCCUGUAGAGCGUGAGUUUGGUCUCCUGAGCCCCAUCUAAAGGCCCCCUUUGCUCCUAUAGUUUACUACUGGAUGUUGGAAGAAGGCAUCGUGUCUUUAGAAGUCAAAGUUGACCAGGCCUUUUCCCUGCUUCAAACCCCAUGACCAACUUUGAGGUUUUCGGGCUCUCAGCCCUGCCUGGGCAAGAGAUAGGAAGAGGUUUCAGAAAGGAGCCCCCAGAGUAGCUCUGUGGCUAAGGUGUCUGCCUGAUGGCCAGUUGAUUGGACAUAGCUAACAUAUAACAAUGUUUUCUGGUCGGUGGUGCUUUAAAAUAAUUGUUGUUCUUUCCUAAAGGCUCAGCAGAUAUAGCAGCACUGGGUUCGUGUUCUCAGAUAGGAGCAGUCAGCUAGAACUGUAGCGUGGCUGCCCCUGGAGGCUUCCUUCGUGUUUGAGACUGUGGCCUAACCAUGCUGGGGCACGAGAGGGACAUACAAAGAGUAGGGACAGAGCUCAAAUUCAGGUCUGGGAUUCUUCAGGAAGCCUGCCACAGUCCCUGGGCUGACAGUGUCUCUCUGCCUCCCCUGCCCCCAUUCAAUCCCUGUCUCUCAAUCUCCUCCUCACACGCCCCCUCCAAUUCAUCUUUAUGUUUCUGCUGCCCCAUCUCUCUGCCCUCCUGUUUCUCCAUUUCCCCACGUCUUUCUUUAUCUGUAUCUUUCUUUCUGUGUCCCCCAUCUCUGUCUCUCUCUGUCUUCCCCUGUGUUUUGCCUAUCCCCAUAUCUGUCUCUCGAUGCCCCCCCAAUAUUUCCCUCUGUUUCCCCAUACCUCUUUAUUCCCCCAUGAAUGUCUCUCUGGCCUCACAUCUGUUUCCCUGUCUCCCCACAAAUCUCUACCUACAUCUCUCUGUGUUCCUUGAUACCCCCUCCCACGUCACCCUCCCUGGUCCUCACCAUUUCUUCCCCCUUCUCCUUCCUUUCCCCUCUCCUUCCCUCCCCUCAUUCCCCUGUGUUCUCCAGCUCUGUCACUUCCUUGUCUGGGAAUGCCCAGUUCCCUGGACCUGAGGAAUCCCAUUAUCUGUGGAGGGCCUGACACAGCUGUGUUCCUUGCCCAAAGUCCUGUAUCUGUCACACUGGAUGCCAAGCCUGAGCUCCUGGACACUCAGACCUCCAGUGCAUAAGGACUGGGACAGAUCAUGUUGCAGGACAGAUGACAGAAGACAGAGGAAGAGAGACUCAUCAUACUCGUUCCUGUGUUCCUAGCCCACCAUCCAUGCCUAGGCCAUUGCACCUCCCUCAAGGGUCUGGCUCCAAGUACCCCCUCCUAAGGGACCCCUUGAACCUUGGGGCUGACCUAGGCCCAAGCCCCAUCAGCCACUCUUCCCCUUGGUGCCAGGUCCCUGCCAUCCCUAGUUUGAACCUUUGCAGUCAGUAAAACAGUCUCAGGGCAGAACAAGAGUUGUUUAUUUGGGGAGAAUUGUACCUGGUUCUGAAGAGCCCUCAUACCCUUUGCGAAGCCUGGUGCUGAGCUGGAUGCACAGCAGUGAACACAGCUGACAAAGUCCUGCCCUCAUGGUGCUUCUAUUCUGCUUGAGUAGACUAUAAGCCAGUCAACUAAUAAACAAGAUAAUUUCA